This is a messenger RNA of Plectropomus leopardus (leopard coralgrouper), 322 nucleotides long. The record is from RefSeq and is a predicted model, not a curated record. NCBI's taxonomy places the organism in Eukaryota, Metazoa, Chordata, Actinopteri, Perciformes, Serranidae.
GGCAUGAUGGGAGAUCCGGGCCCUAAAGGCCUCCCUCAGGAAGCAGAAAUCACGCACACGGGUGACGUUGGAGAAUCCGGGGCGUCCGGACUGAGGGGCCCUCCAGGGGACAUGGGGCUGAUGGGGAUGCACGGCCCCCCAGGAGCCCCCGGCAGAUCCUUACCAGGGCCGCCGGGCGCUGUGGGUCAGAGGGGAGCUCCAGGAUCCAGAGGGGACAGAGGAGACCCAGGACAGGUUUACAAAAACGGACCCACACCUGGAGAACCGGGAAAACCAGGACGACCCGGACCCAAAGGACUGAAGGGAGAACCUGGAGUUCCAG